UGCUUGCCUCUCUGAGACUCUGACCUCGGUAACAGCUGAGUCCUAGUUAUGGCCACCACCACCACUGUUGAAGCUCCGCCCAUCCAAGGCACCACGCUUUCAGAGGCGUAUGAGCUCCGUGAUGUCACAAAACAUGGGAGCAAACCGCCCUCUAUGUCCUCAGAGCAACCGGGCCCUCCAGAGCCGCCCAAGAUCGGCUUCGAUGUCCACUUCAAGAUCGCGGCAACGGGCCUUUCCUUUUUCGUCUCCGGCAUCAACGACGGCAGCAUUGGUCCGCUGAUGCCAUACUUCAUCCGCGACCAUACUCUCAGCACUGCCGUCGUCUCCGUCAUCUAUGUUGCCAACUUCCUGGGCUGGCUGCUUGCCGCCCUCACCAACACCCACUUGAUGCAAAUCCUCGACCUCGGAGGCCUACUGGCCGUCGGCACUGUCGUACAGAUCAUCGCUCACGCACUGCGGGUCUGGAACCCCCCCUUCCCCCUCUUUGCCGUCACUUUCAUGAUCGUCUCCGUAGGCCAGGCGUACCAGGAUACAGGCGGCAACACGUAUUGUUCUGGAGUUGUCCGCGCCCAUCUCUGGCUCGCCUUCAUCCACGCCAUGUACGCCGGCGGCUGUCUCGUCGCCCCCUUCGUAUCUACCGCCGUCGCCACGGCGAAUACCCCAUCGCGCUGGUACCUCUACUACGCCUUUCCUCUCGGCAUCGGCGUCUUCAACUCCGCCGCCACCAUCUUCGCCUUCCGGGACACCAUCAAGACUCGCUUUUGGAGGAGGCGUAGUAAUCACCGCUCUGACAGUGAUGAUGCGGCCCGAGGCGGCGAUGCCAACGCGGCGACCGAGGGAGGCCAACCGGACUGGCAGGCGACCCCCACGCAGCUCAUGAAGAAAGCGCUGUGCCUCAAGAGCGUCUGGCUCAUCAGCCUCUUCUACUUCUUCUUCCUCGGCGCGCUCCUCACUGCCGCCGGAUGGGUCGUCGAGUACCUCGUUCAGGCUCGAGGGGGGGAUCUCGCUUUGAUGGGGAACGUCCCGGCCGGCCUUAAUGGAGGAGUCUUCCUCGGUCGGUUGUUGCUGGCCGAACCUACGCAUCGCUACGGUGAGCGGAGGAUGGUCUUCAUCUACGCAGUAUUUUGUGUUGCCUUUCAACUCGUCUUCUGGCUUGUGCCGAAUAUCAUCGCUGCCUUGAUCGCAAUCAGCUUUAUCGGUUUCUUUUCCGGGCCUUUUUUUGCCACGGGAAUGUCUGUCGCAUCCAAACUUGUCCCGCGAGAGCUGAACUCGACGGCCAUGGCAUUCGUUUUUGUCUUUGCCCAGGGUGGUGGAACACUGUUUCCCAUGAUCACCGGUGUUCUUGCUUCGAGGGCAGGUGUUUCCGUCCUGCAGCCUGUGCUGAUCGGCCUCUGGGUCGCCUGCGCCAUUAGUUGGUUGCUCAUUCCGAAAGUCAACAAGGAUAACAACCCUGAUUUGCACAGCGAGUAGUUGGCCUAUGGCAUUACCAUGAUGUGUAUUCCGAUAUCACGACGUCUAGCUGCAGGCAGACAGCCAGUCAGUCAGUCUUGAAAGAAGGACAAUCGAGUUGAAUCAACCGGCUUCAUAACUUGAAGGGUGGGCGUUUCGUUCUUUUCUUCUUCAUGUGUCCUUUCUCUGUGUCAUUCUUCGUGUUGAUUGUUCUGAUAGUAGCGUGAGCUUAUUAUAUGCCUGACUAAUCCUUCAUUAAACGAAGA
Messenger RNA from Sodiomyces alkalinus F11, 1715 nucleotides. RefSeq names its product MFS general substrate transporter. Lineage: Eukaryota; Fungi; Ascomycota; Sordariomycetes; Glomerellales; Plectosphaerellaceae. Gene Ontology annotation, molecular function: transmembrane transporter activity. The transcript is spliced from 4 exons. The record is from RefSeq and is a predicted model, not a curated record. Gene Ontology annotation, biological process: transmembrane transport. Bases 49 to 1470 code for a protein of 473 amino acids. Gene Ontology annotation, cellular component: membrane.